This is a messenger RNA of Oenanthe melanoleuca, 3792 nucleotides long. It is a transcript of the gene TARS1, whose product is annotated as threonyl-tRNA synthetase 1. Gene Ontology annotation, biological process: threonyl-tRNA aminoacylation. Gene Ontology annotation, molecular function: threonine-tRNA ligase activity; ATP binding. The transcript has 19 exons. The record is from RefSeq and is a predicted model, not a curated record. Bases 85 to 2655 code for a protein of 856 amino acids. Lineage: Eukaryota; Metazoa; Chordata; Aves; Passeriformes; Muscicapidae. Gene Ontology annotation, cellular component: cytoplasm.
GACGACGUCGUCGAUGUCGAGGUGCCUGCUGGUCUCGUCGAAGCUGUGCACGGCCAUGUGGAAUGCCUCCUCCUGGAAGACCACAUGGACGCCCUCCAUGGCGAAGAAGCAGCUGCGCUCGGGGUUGCUGUCGCUGUAGAGCAGCGUGGCCCGGUUCCACUGGUGGUGGCGGAAGAGGGCCAGCAGCAUCUCUCCCAUCUUGGCGUAGGCGGGCGCGACGCGGGUGAGGUGCGAGUACUCGCCGCCCUUGGCGCCGAAGCCGGCGGCCAGCGCGCCCGCCGACAGCAUGGGCACGUCCCAGUGCGCGGCCAGCCGCGCCACCGGCGCCGCCGCGUACUCGCACACCGGCCCCAGCAGCAGGUCGGGGCGGCGGCGCUGCAGGGCCACCAUGUCCACCAGGCUGAACAGGGCGCGGUUGCCGCACGCCGAGUCCUCGUAGGUGAGCUGGAAGACGUAGCCGGGCGGCAGACCUGCGCCGCUCUCCCGCAGGCUCCGCACCGCGUACUCGAUGGCCGGCCGCACCCGCCCCAGCGAGAAGAGGUGAAUGCUGGGGAAGAGAAGAAAGCUGACUGCGGGAAGAAGAAGAUGAAGGAAGGGGCUGGCGAUGGAGGGCGGUCGGAGCUGAAUCCCUGGCCUGCAUUUAUUAAUGAGCGUUUAGAGAUGUACAAUAAACUCAAGGCUGAACAUGAUGCACUGCUUGCAGAAAGAGCUGCAAAUGACAGCAAACCCAUUAAAGUUACAUUACCUGAUGGCAAGCAAGUUGAUGCUGAAUCUUGGAAGACUACUCCUUAUCAAGUCGCCUGUGGAAUUAGUCAGGGAUUAGCUGACAACACGGUUAUUGCCAAAGUGAACAAGGUGGUUUGGGAUCUAGACCGUCCUUUGGAGGAGGAUUGUUCCUUGGAGCUGCUUAAGUUUGAAGAUGAAGAGGCUCAAGCAGUCUACUGGCACUCAAGUGCUCACAUAAUGGGUGAAGCUAUGGAACGAAUCUAUGGUGGCUGUUUGUGCUAUGGCCCACCAAUAGAAAAUGGAUUUUAUUACGACAUGUUUCUUGAGGAAGGGGGUGUAUCAAGUAAUGACUUCUCUGCUUUGGAAACAUUAUGCAAAAAGAUAAUGAAGGAAAAACAAGCCUUUGAAAGACUGGAAGUUAAGAAAGAAACACUGCUUGAAAUGUUUAAGUACAAUAAAUUCAAGUGUCGCAUCCUGAAUGAGAAGGUCAAUACCCCAACUACUACAGUAUAUAGGUGUGGUCCCCUGAUAGAUUUAUGCAGAGGCCCUCACGUCAGACAUACUGGCAAGAUAAAGACCAUAAAAAUUCAUAAGAAUUCUUCUACCUAUUGGGAAGGCAAGGCCGAUAUGGAAUCCCUCCAGAGGAUCUACGGAAUUUCAUUCCCAGAUACAAAAAUGCUGAAGGAGUGGGAGAAAUUCCAGGAGGAGGCUAAAAGCAGAGAUCACAGAAAAAUUGGGCGGGACCAAGAGCUGUUUUUCUUCCAUGAGCUCAGCCCUGGUAGCUGUUUUUUCUUGCCAAAAGGAGCUUACAUUUAUAACACAUUGAUUGAAUUUAUACGGAGUGAGUAUCGAAAACGUGGAUUUCAGGAGGUUGUCACUCCAAAUGUUUUCAACAGCAAACUGUGGAUGACUUCAGGGCACUGGCAGCAUUACAGUGACAAUAUGUUUUCCUUUGAAGUGGAGAAAGAAAUCUUUGCUCUGAAGCCUAUGAACUGUCCAGGACACUGCCUUAUGUUUGACCAUCGCCCGAGGUCGUGGCGCGAGCUGCCGUUACGGUUGGCAGAUUUUGGUGUCCUGCAUCGCAACGAGCUGUCGGGAGCUCUGACAGGACUCACCCGAGUACGCCGGUUCCAGCAGGAUGAUGCUCACAUCUUCUGUGCUAUGGAGCAGAUUGAAGAAGAGAUAAAAAGCUGUCUGGAAUUCUUGCGUACCGUGUAUGAUGUCUUUGGAUUUUCGUUUAAACUGAAUCUCUCCACUCGUCCUGAAAAGUACCUUGGGGAUAUUGAAGUGUGGAAUCAAGCUGAAAAGCAACUUGAAAGCAGCCUUAAUGCCUUUGGUGAGAAGUGGGAGUUAAACCCUGGUGAUGGAGCUUUCUAUGGACCUAAGAUCGACAUUCAGAUUAAGGAUGCCAUUGGCCGAUACCACCAAUGUGCUACAAUUCAGCUUGACUUCCAGUUGCCUGUCAGAUUUAACCUCACCUUUGUCAGCCAUGAUGGCAAUGACAAGACAAGGCCAGUUAUCAUUCACCGGGCUAUCUUGGGAUCUGUGGAGAGAAUGAUUGCCAUUCUAACUGAGAACUAUGGAGGCAAAUGGCCACUCUGGCUGUCCCCACAGCAAGUAAUGGUGGUACCAGUGGGACCAGCAUGUGAUGAGUAUGCUCAAAAGGUCAGGCAGCACUUCCAUGAUGCUGGAUUUAUGGCAGAUGUUGAUGUAGAUCCUGGGUGCACACUGAAUAAGAAGAUCAGAAAUGCUCAGCUUGCACAGUAUAACUUUAUUUUGGUUGUUGGUGAAAAGGAGAAGGCAAGUGGAACAGUGAACAUCCGCACCCGAGACAACAAGGUGCAUGGGGAAAGAACCAUUGCAGACACUGUGGAGAGGCUGCUGCAGCUGAAAUGCUCUCGUUCCAGACAAGCUGAAGAAGAAUUUUAACACUGUCUGCUCUACCUGGCAUAAAGAAUUUGUAGUUUUCCUAAUUUAGUUAACUAGAGUUUUUGUUCUGAGCCAGAUUUGAAGUAUAUUUUACAUUUGGACCUGUUGCUUAUUUUAAUGGGGAUCUUUCUUUAGUCAAAAAUGCCUCUUUUUGUAUAAAAAAAUCAAGUUUUUCAAAAACAUUGAAGUAGAAUUUCCUGGCUUCUAGCCAAUGACAAAUGAAGCAGGAUGAAAUUACUUUCUGUGACUGCAGGUGAGGAUUGAAACAUUAAUUAGGGGUAUCUGUGGGAUUCUAACUGCCUUUUUAAGAAUAACGUACAUUUUGAUAACAAAUAUUUUUCAUGCCACUUUAACAGUAGACCUCAGGCUUAAGAACCCACAUAGUAACCAUGUGCUACAGCAGCAGCUUCUGGACUGUCUUCAUGAGCAAAGAAAAUUAUACCUUGCCGUCCUGUCUCAUGGGCUCUUACUAGUUGUGAGUGUAUUGACUCUCCAGAGCUCCCAGUCACACAAACAGGGACAUGAACAGAGGCUUCUUGCUUCCACAGUAGCUUCCACUGCCAAGGUUGUUACCUCUGGCAGUGUCUCAGCUCCCAGGUGAGGCGUUCCUGACUUCACAGUGGGGCCCUCUGCCACAGAGCACAGGGCUGCUAACCAAAGCUGACUGUGCCCCUUUCCAAAGGCAGUCUCUGAGAUGUGCUGGCUCUGCAGGUAAGAUGCUCAGAGCUGUAGAAAGGGGAUAACACUGUCUGGAAAAUCAGGCACAGUAGAGCCAAAGAAGCAGCUGAGGAAACCACUGCUAGUAUUAGGAACAAAGAGUGUUUCUGUUCAUGUCUCUGAGGUGUCUUUACAGUAAGGCCAUCUGUCACACAGAAACAAGAAUGUACUGAACAAAAAAAGGUAGCGAUUACUUCUUUAAAACAAAUGCUACUUUUCACUUUAACAGGUACAGUCCCUUCCAGGGAACGCUUCCUUCCCAAGCCUCUAGUUCAAGGUAUCACAUGAUUAGCAGCCCUUCCUAUCUUACUGCUGAGGGAUCUCAUCUCUUGAUUCUGGAUUUGUUUUGGGCUUUUUCUAUGCAUCUGGCUAACAAGAGGCAAAUGUCUGUCACUGACAAAAAAUAAAAUCUUGGUCUGA